UUGUAUUCCGACGCAGAAUAGAAAUGCUUACAAUUUUUUUAGGUCAUUUUCCUUUUGCUUGCGAAAAUUUUUAUAUAUAAUUUGUUAAAAAGGAUAUUCCAGCAAAAUGUCGAAACGUAGUGCAGAGGAAUCUGGUGGUGGCGGUAGCACCGCGGUUGCCACAAAUCUCGGGCAGCCACCAAUUAAGAAAGUUCAUUUUGAACCGCACCUCAUUGGGCCUGUGUCGACACUGGAAGAAAUGGAUAUUAAAGUCCUUGAGUUUCAAAAUAAAAAACUAGCACAGCGCAUUGAACAACGGAUGCGAACCGAAGCAGAAUUGAGGCAUCGUAUUGAACAAUUGGAAAAGCGUCAAAUGCAAGACGAUGCCGUGUUGAAUGUCGUAAAUCGAUAUUGGAAUCAGCUAAAUGAAGAUAUACGUGUGCUCUUGCAACGUUUCGACGCUGAAACGGCUGAUGAGUCUGAAAAUCGUAAUGAGAAUGAAGUUACCACAUCUUUCCUCAUACAAUUAUCCACCUGGGAUAAAGAGGAGCUUGACGAUAAACUUGCUAAUCGUGUUCAAGUUUCAAAGAGGGCGGUGGCAAAGAUAGUGCAAGUGAUUGAUCGAAUCAUGCAACGUAAUGAAAAGAUAACAGUAGCUCUGAAAGAAGGAAAUGGCGUUGCGAGCGGUAGUAAUGCUAAUGCGAAUGCGGAAGGCGAAGAUGGAACAGAUAAUGUUACCAAUAAUAUUUUGCCAAAUAUCGAUGAGACUCUAAAGCAAACGCACAUUGAAAUUAUGACCGAAAACCGAAAUUUACAAAGCUUAAACACUUCGUUGCAUGAAAAAUUUCAUACAAUUUCAUUAAAAAUGAAAGAGUGUCAAGAUGCUUUGACUGCUAAAGAGACCGAAAAUGCAGAGCUAAAAAAUCAGAUUGACGAGUUACAAUAUGAUUUGGAAAAAGUGCACUGUCGCAACGAUAAGUUAGAAAAUCAUUUGGCAGAAGCCAUAGAGAAGUUGAAGGCUUACCAUCAAAUGCAUGGAGAUCCUAAUAAAAGCUCAUCUUCUGGUAAAGGAACAGCCACUGCAAAUGUAAACAGCCAACAUUACGAAGAUUUGCAAAAGGAUUUAGAAGAGUAUCGUGAACUGGCAAACAAUCGUCUGCAGGAGUUGGAUAAAUUGCAUGCUACACAUAGGGAGACGUUAAAGGAGGUGGAAAAAUUAAAAAUGGAUAUUCGUCAGUUGCCUGAAUCGGUGAUUGUUGAAACGACAGAAUACAAAUGCUUGCAGUCACAGUUCUCGGUUCUCUAUAACGAAUCCAUGCAAAUAAAAACCAUGUUAGAUGAAACACGUAAUCAAUUGCAGACAAGUAAGAACCAACAUUUACGUCAGAUUGAAGUUAUGGAAAGUGAAGAAUUGAUUGCACAAAAGAAGGUACGGAGUGAAAUGAUUCAAAUGGAGGAUGUGUUGGCUCAAAUUAGGAAAGAAUAUGAAACGUUGCGCAUUGAAUUUGAGCAAAAUAUGGCUGCUAACGAGCAAACAGCACCAAUAAAUAGGGAAAUGCGACAUUUAAUUACUUCCUUACAAAACCAUAAUUUGCAGUUAAAAGGAGAAGGUCAGCGAUAUAAGCGUAAAUAUAAGGAUGCUUCAGCAGAUAAUGUAAAGCUUCGAAAAGAAAUAGAGGAUGCAUUGGCGAAGCUGGAGGGUACAAAGCAGCAACCACCCGCAACAGAGGAGGUCAAACUAGAGGGUGGAAAUACUGUGAAGGAGGAGAAUGCCGCUGGUGGCGCAGGAACAACUGGUACUUGCUCUAACGAAUCAUCAACAACCGUCAAGGAUGAAGCAGGUGCCAACAUCAAAGGGGAUGAUGGUGAUGACGAGAUGAAGGAGCAAAAAGAUGGAAUAAAGCAAGAAAAAAAUUCCACAGGAGUCACUACAGUUGUCGGGGAGAAGAAAGAUGCUCAAGCUGCAGGUAGUACAAACAGCAAUGCAACAAGUGCAGCAACGGUCGCUGGAACGCCAUGCACAGCCACCGUCAAGGUUGAAAAGGACGCAAAAGAUGUGCCAAAGGCCAAGGAUAUAAAAGUAGUUGAAUCCGAAAUUGUGCGUGAUUUAAAGGCACAGCUCAAAAAAGCAUUAAAUGAUCAAAAGGAAAUGAAGCUUCUUCUUGAUAUGUAUAAAGGUGUUUCAAAGGAUCAGCGUGACAAAGUGCAGCUUAUGGCAACCGAGAAGAAGCUCCGGUCAGAAAUAGAGGAAUUGCGUCAACAAUUAAAGAAAAUACAGGAAAGUAAAAGAGAAGAGCGUAAAAAGUUGGCAGAUGAAGAAGCAUUACGCAAGAUUAAGCAACUUGAGGAGCAGAAGUAUGAACUGCAAAAACAAGUGGCCAGUCAAAAGCCAGUGGAGAAUGCAUGGGGUGGGCCGGGUGGUGCGAAUUAUGCUCGUCCAUUUGUUGGCUCACAUGAAGAGGAAGCUCUACUAAAUGAAAUGGAAGUAACAGGUCAGGCAUUUGAAGAUAUGCAGGAACAAAACUCUCGACUAAUACAACAACUACGUGAAAAGGAUGAUGCAAACUUUAAGCUUAUGUCGGAACGCAUUAAAGCUAACCAGAUGCAUAAUUUAUUACGAGAGGAAAAACAAAUAUUAGUAGAUCAAAUGACCACUCGAGAUACUCAAAUUGAAGCAAUGCAUAUUGUAUUGCGAAAGCUAGAAGAAAAGGAACGUAGCCUUCAAGCUACCGUAGCCACUAUAGAGAAGGAGUUGAUGUUGCGUCAACAAGCAAUGGAAAUGCACAAACGCAAAGCCAUUGAGUCCGCACAGUCAGCAGCAGAUUUAAAGUUGCAUUUAGAAAAGUAUCACUCUCAGAUGAAGGAAGCGCAACAAGUUGUUGCGGAAAAAACUAGCUCGCUUGAGGCGGAGGCUUAUAAAACAAAGCGCUUACAGGAAGAACUAGCGCAGUUUAAGCGCAAGGCUGAACGCAUGAAAAAGAUUGAAAUGGCUGGCAGUACUAUUGAUGAAGUAGUAUUAGAAGAGAUUCGCGAAUAUAAAGAGACUCUCACCUGUCCUUCAUGUAAGGUUAAACGCAAAGAUGCCGUUUUAUCGAAAUGUUUCCAUGUUUUCUGCUAUGACUGUUUACGUACUCGCUACGAAACUAGACAGCGGAAAUGUCCUAAAUGCAAUUGCGCUUUUGGUGCAAAUGAUUACCAUCGCCUCUAUUUAACCUAAGAAUUUCAGUACGCUGUUAUUAGAUUUCCAUUAAGUAAUCCCAAUUGGCUUUUACUGUCAAAAGUUCAGAAGAGCGGUGAUCAGAUGGGGCUUUUUGCAGUCCUCAUAUCUACUGAAUACAAUCCAUACAUUAUGAUUUAUGUUAGGUAUAUGCUAAAUAUGCAUUAAUAAUUGCAAUAAAUUUACCUGUAUAUCUCUA
Bactrocera tryoni is the source of this 3395-nucleotide messenger RNA. It is a transcript of the gene Bre1, whose product is annotated as E3 ubiquitin-protein ligase Bre1. Lineage: Eukaryota; Metazoa; Arthropoda; Insecta; Diptera; Tephritidae. Gene Ontology annotation, cellular component: HULC complex; nucleus. Gene Ontology annotation, molecular function: ubiquitin protein ligase activity; metal ion binding. The coding region runs from base 107 to 3196 and encodes 1029 amino acids. The record is from RefSeq and is a predicted model, not a curated record. The transcript has 6 exons.